CUUGGGGGUCAUCUUCUCUCUCUCUCUCUUUCCUUCCUUCUUCUCUCUCCUGACAUCAUCUCGAGCUCUUGUCGUCGACGCGUGUCUCUACUCCAGACACGAUGGACUCUUCCUUGACUCGACGACCUGGAGUACCGCUCCUUGGGUCAGAGAGAUCCAAGACCACCGACCCCGAAAAGGAUGCCUUGCUCCCCACUUCAAGUGGGGACACGAUCGUCGCGGCUAGCUCUAACAGCGACGAGGAUGACAAGUACACCAAAUCUCGGUCAUUGAAAUCACGACCUGCAUUCAAACUCGUCGUGGAAUCUACACCUGCUCUGUUCCUCCUCAUUGGAUUGUUCUACCUGUUGACUCGGAAAGACGUUGCUGCUGGUUUCCCUUGGCCUUCAAAACCUGCACCUACGACGCUUCCUGCUUUCAUCGAAGAAGGCAUUGAGCAAUGCAAGAUUGUUCAGAGAUCUGUUGAGCAGCCUAAAUGGGAUAAAAAGAGGACCAAAAAUGAUCGAUUUGUCCCUGGAACUCGACCGACCUGGCUUAAAAACGGUACAGUCUGGACCGGAGAUCAAGAUGGUGAAGAGAUUCUCAAAGGCCACGACAUUCUCCUCGAUGGAGGAGUCAUUCGAAAAAUCGGAUCUUCCGAUGAUAUCCAGGCCUUUAUCGCCUCGGAUCCACGAUUGACCUCAAAGUCUGUCGCUUCUAGCGACUCGACCAGGGAACUCGUCGUGGUUCACGAAGUUGAACUUGAUGGCGCUUGGGUCACACCUGGUAUCGUCGAUCUCCAUUCUCAUAUCGGAGUCGGAGCUGCUCCUGGAUUAUUUGGAAAUUCCGAUACCAACUCUAUCAAGGCUCCGAUUUUGCCUUGGUUGAGGAGUUUGGACGCGUUCAACACACACGAUGACUCGUUCAACUUGAGUAUCUCGGGUGGAAUCACCACUAUGCUCGUCUUGCCUGGAUCAGCAGGUAAUAUUGGAGGAACCGCCUACACAUUCAAGCCUCGAUGGACAGCCGAGAAUACCCCUGCGUCGAUGCAGGUCGAACCGCCAUACCUCAUGAAGAAUGGAUCUUGGGAACGAACCAACGCCUGGCGACAUAUCAAACACGCAUGUGGAGAAAACCCACAUCGCGUUUACAAGAACUCUCGUCUCGACUCUGCUUAUGACUUCCGACGAGCCUAUACCGAGGGACAAAACCUCAAGGACAAGCAGGACAGAUGGUGCGCUUCGCCAAAGACCCAAACUGAGCCGUUCCCAACCUCACUCGAAUGGGAGCCCCUGGCUGAUGUCCUCCGUGGCAAUGUCAAAGUCAACAUCCACUGUUACGAGACUGUCGAUCUCAACGACAUGGUCAGAAUUUCCAACGAGUUCAAGUUCAACAUUGCCGCUUUCCACCACGCUCACGAGACGUAUCUUGUCCCUGAUCUGCUCAAGGAGACUUAUGGUGGAACUCCCAGUGUCGCCAUCUUCGCCACCAAUGCGAGAUACAAGCGAGAAGCUUACCGAGGUAGCGAGUUUGCCCCGAAGAUCUUGGCCGAUGCAGGUAUCAACGUCGUCAUGAAGAGUGAUCACUCGGUCCUGGACUCUAGGUAUCUCGUCUACGAAGCUGCUCAGGCGCACAUUUACGGUCUCAACAUGUCUCAGGCUCUUGGUACUGUCACUACUCACUCUGCCCGCGCGAUGGGUCUGGACCACCGAAUCGGAUACGUUCGACAAGGCUACGAUGCAGAUGUCGUCGUUUGGGAUUCCUUCCCUCUCGUCUUGGGUGCCACCCCCAAGCAAACCUACAUCGACGGAAUCGCUCAGAUCGUCACGCCUCAUACUGUCAACAAACCUGCAGUCGCUCAGGAAAUCUACAAGGAGGGCAAAUGGGACGAGGAAAUUGCCGAAACACUGGCUAUGCGUGGAGACCCAGAUCUUCGUCCUAAGAAGACUUCCAACACUGUCAUUUUCCAGGACGUCGCUGGCUUCUACCUGCCUCAAUCACCACACUACCAGUCGCUCAACUUGCAGAGUACCAGCGGAAACAUGCCGCAAAACGGUACGGUUGUAGUGACGGAUGGCAAGAUUCAAUGCGUCGGCGAAUGUGUCGUUGAGGAAGGUCUAGGCUUUACAGUCAUCAACCUCAAGGGAGGAAGCAUUGCACCAGGUGCAACGAGUGUCGGAAGCUACAUGGGGUUGAUGGAGAUCAGGCAGGAGCCAACAACGCAGGAUGGUGUGGUAUACGAUCCAUUGCAGCAAAACUCUGAACUCUUGCGAGGAUUGGUCGUCCAUGCUGCGGAUGGUAUCCGAUUCGGAAGCAAGGAUCAGCUCCUCGCGUACCGCUCCGGAGUGACCAACGCCGUCGCCUAUCCGAUCUCAGACGCCCUUUUCAAUGGCUUGUCAGUCCAGUAUUCCACCUCGGCCGAGCACCCUUUAUCUCACGGAGCGAUCCUCAACCCCUCGGGAGCGCUGCAUAUCUCGCUCGCCUCUAAAGUUGACAGCGAAGACCAAGGUGAUGAAAGUAUCGUCUCCAUCUCCACAAAGCUCGCUGUCCUUCGACGGAUGCUUGGACCCGCCCCAACUGACAAGGACGGCAAUGAAUUGCGACCUGAAACAGAGCUCGAGAAGGAACUACACGCCGUGAAACGAGGGUACCGAAGACUCGUGGUGGAAUGCAACAGGGCCGACAUCAUGGCAAGCGUCAUUCGACUGAAGAGAGAUUGGGCGCCUGGCAUGCAAUUGACUUUCUUGGGAGGAGCUGAAGCUUGGAUGAUCGUCGAUGAACUCGUCCAGUACUCGGUCGGAGUGGUCGUGGCCCCUUCUCGCUCCUUCCCAGCUACUUGGGAUCAGAGACGAAUCAUGCCUGGUCUCCCUAUCACCAAUCACUCCUUGGCAUCGUACCUGGCCUCAAAGGGCGUCGUUGUUGGUCUAGGAUCCCGAGAAGAAUGGGAGACUCGAAACAUCCGCUUCGAAGCUGGAUGGCAAUACGCAAACUAUCACCACGUCUUCAGUCGACAGGAUGCCAUCGACCUCGUAUCUGCAAACUUGGAAGAGUUGCUCGGUCUGAAUGAUCGACAAGACGUUCACAAAGCUGAUGAGGACAUCGGAUCGGAGAGCUGGGUCGCUUAUGAAGGUGACAUGUUGAGCUUUGAAGGCCGUGUCAGGGCCGUCAAGGGCCACGCGAGAGAGGUCGUGGAUCUCUUCUAAGGCUGGCGAGGAGAGUGGAUGAUGUGCUAGAAAGGGAACAUGGAAUGAGUCGAAAAAGAAUCGCAUGCAUGGCAUUGACAUGA
Messenger RNA from Kockovaella imperatae, 3265 nucleotides. RefSeq lists its product as hypothetical. Gene Ontology annotation, cellular component: cytoplasm. The record is from RefSeq and is a predicted model, not a curated record. Gene Ontology annotation, biological process: purine nucleobase catabolic process. Lineage: Eukaryota; Fungi; Basidiomycota; Tremellomycetes; Tremellales; Cuniculitremaceae. Gene Ontology annotation, molecular function: allantoinase activity. The transcript has 7 exons. The coding region runs from base 102 to 3182 and encodes 1026 amino acids.